This is a messenger RNA of Zasmidium cellare ATCC 36951, 993 nucleotides long. RefSeq lists its product as uncharacterized. Gene Ontology annotation, molecular function: rRNA binding. The transcript is spliced from 2 exons. The record is from RefSeq and is a predicted model, not a curated record. Gene Ontology annotation, cellular component: nucleolus. Lineage: Eukaryota; Fungi; Ascomycota; Dothideomycetes; Mycosphaerellales; Mycosphaerellaceae. Gene Ontology annotation, biological process: maturation of LSU-rRNA from tricistronic rRNA transcript (SSU-rRNA, 5.8S rRNA, LSU-rRNA); ribosomal large subunit assembly. Bases 1 to 993 code for a protein of 330 amino acids.
AUGCUUCCCAUCCGGGAGAUCAAGCCCAAAAACGCCCGCACAAAACGCUACCUCGACGACAAGGGCCCCCAAAAUGUCGAAAACCCUCGCACCACGCUCUUCCUCCGCUACAGCUCCGCCUCCGAAAUCAUCCAGCUCGUCCUAAAAGACAUCCACUCCCUCAAGCGACCGCUCUGCAUAAAGUUCGACAAGAAGAACACGAUCCACCCCUUCGAAGACGUCUCUUCGCUCGAGUUCUUUUCGGAUAAGAAUGACGCUUCGCUCAUGGUGUAUGCGAGUCACAGCAAGAAGCGGCCGCAUGCGCUGACGUUUAUGCGGUUUUUCGACUUCAAGGUGCUGGAUAUGAUGGAGUUGUUGGUGGAUGUCGAUUCCUUCCGCUCGCUGUCGCAGUUCAAGAAUGCAAAGACUGCCGUGGGGCUGAAGCCGCUGCUCGCGUUCUCCGGAAGCGCAUUCGAGUCUCCCACAGCGAACGCAUACACUCUCGCGAAGAGCAUAUUCCUGGACCUGUUCAAGGGGCCUGAUGUGAGCAACGUGGACGUGGAGGGACUGCAAUACAUGAUACAUUUCUCUGUGGACGAGGAGGAGAACGAGAGCGUCAAGCCGAUGAUUCACAUGCGGUGUUACUUGAUCAAGACGAAGAAGAGCGGCGGUACUCUACCCAAGGUCGACGUGGAAGAGAUGGGCCCAAGGAUAGAUUUCAGAGUAGGGAGGAUCAAGGAGGCGGAUCCGGAGAUGUGGAAGGAGGCGAUGAGGAGGCCGAAGAACUUGGAGCCCAAGACGAAGAAGAACGUCGAGACCGACCCGAUCGGCGACAAGAUCGGCCGUAUUCACAUGGGCAAGCAAGAUCUCGGCCAACUGCAGACGAGGAAGAUGAAGGGCCUCAAGCGGAGUCGAGAUGUCGUCGACGAGAACUUCGACGAUGCCACGGAAGGCGCCUCAGAAGACGGCGGUGUUGCGGUGGAGUCGGACAAGAGGGCCAAGCUCGGCGAAUGA